AAGGAAUUCCAGAAGAAGGAGCGACCUGACCAUGUCCGGUACGCUGUCAAGCACUUGUUCAGCCACUUGGAUCCUCUGGCGUUGUUCUCGCAAGAUUCCAACGAAUUGCAGGAGGAGUUUGAUCAUUUCCUUACCCAAAGCCUGCUUUCGUUCAUUGCGCUGUCGGGUGGUGACUUCGAGUUGCCAGGUGAAUUACUUCGAUCUGACGUAAGUUUAGACUCUGUUGAUUUCAAUAGUGUGACAUUAUUUCACUCUAGAAUCACAAUUCAACUCAGCUAUUGAGAGAAACCAAAAGGAUAAGCAAAUAUGUCCUUCACCCUUGUUAUGGGUGCAGAGGCGAAGCUAAAGGGUACUCCUUGAUGGGGCCUGUGUAUUCAUUUGAUCCCUGGCACAUUUUUCGAUCGAUGCUUCCCUUCACUCCAACUCCAUCCCCACUCUUCAAAUUGUACCAUCAUCUCUUGGAUCCCGUUCGGAUCUUCAGCAUUUCCGGAGAGUUCGCUGGUCAUUUAAUUCCAUUAAGCAAGGACUCACUCAAUGCUCGGAAGGUCAUGCAGGCAAAGCUAAGCAAUCGGCGAAAGGUGGUUGAUCACAGGGGUCUGGAGAUAAUCGAUUACAAAGCUGAAUUUCUUGAUCCUGAUAUUCGAAAAAGCAUCGUGAGCUCGGCAGCGAUCUCAAAGGACGGUCAUUUCAUUGCGCUCGGCUUUGGAAAUGGUGACAUCGAAGUUGUUGACAUUGAUCAGCAGCAUGCCAUCACUCGAUUCCAAUGUAACUCGCGCAAUCCCCUAGCAUGGAUCGAGUUUAUCUCCGGCGGGCAUCGGAUUGCUGUCGAAGACAAUGAGGGGAACAUAUUCAUCUUCGACAACGGUAUGCAGCCGCUGAAGCUUGGUACCCUCCCCAGUGGGUGUUAUCCACCUGUCACUGAGGUGGCGGAUAAUGGGUCGUUCAUUGUACGACUCCCGCGGCAUCUUGGCUCCUACUGGUAUGACGGCGUGGCGAUCCUGUAUCUUUCGGGGGAGCCAUCCAUUUGUAUUUUUUCCACCCCUGGGUUUAUACCUGUUCCAGCUCGCCUCCCAACUAUUCCUUGCGGUCUCACACUUGAACUGUCUCCUGGUGCACGAUAUGUUGUCGCUUGUGAUCGGAAACACGCUUUCAUUUGGUCAACAGAGUCGCGCAAGUUCAUCGCUCAUUAUGACCUACCAAAUUUCGAAGCUUUUGUUACUGGUGCAACAACAUUCCGCCCGUACAUCGCCACUGGGACCCAGCAUUCAGAGGGUAGUAUCCCUCAUAUUCAGGGUUCCGGGGUUGAGUGCGACUUGGACAAAUCGUGGCUGGAGUCGCUGUCUCAUAAACGCUUAUAUCAUUUUUAUAGUCCAGCAAUGGGUGGUGCCGCGAAGCCAAAAUUAUAUCUCAAUAACACAUUGAAACUCAUUCUCCCAAUUGAAUAUCAUCCAGUUCCUAACCGGCCAGAAGGAUGGUAUGGGGAUCGGGUGAUAUGGGUUGAGGAUUUCAUCUACUUUCCUCGUGCUAGCGAGGAUGGGACGCGACUUUUGGUUCAGGGUGGUAUGAAAGCCCCGAUUGUCGUUGAUAUCGGCCAAAUCGCUUAGCAUCUCUGUUGAUGUCCAUGAUCCCCUUUCUUUGUCCAUUCGAGUUCUACUAUUUGGAGGGUGGAGGAAGAAUUAA
Messenger RNA from Cantharellus anzutake, 1680 nucleotides. RefSeq lists its product as uncharacterized. The transcript has a single exon. The coding region runs from base 360 to 1604 and encodes 414 amino acids. Gene Ontology annotation, molecular function: protein binding. The record is from RefSeq and is a predicted model, not a curated record. Lineage: Eukaryota; Fungi; Basidiomycota; Agaricomycetes; Cantharellales; Hydnaceae.